Rotaria socialis is the source of this 2148-nucleotide messenger RNA. Lineage: Eukaryota; Metazoa; Rotifera; Eurotatoria; Philodinida; Philodinidae. The record is from the annotation of a GenBank genome assembly.
AUGUACGCUAGUAAACAAACUUUCAUCUUUUUCGUGAUACUAUUUAUUAAAGAAGCUCAAUCGUCGUUUUGGAACGAAAUACCAUCACACUGUAUCUAUGAUCGAACUGCAUUAUUCUUUUGUUGGAACACGACAUUUACUCAUUCUAUACCAUUAUUCAAUGAUUUAGCAUAUACACUUCAAAAUCACCAUGUUGGAAUUCGUGAUUCAUAUUUUCAGUUAUCUCUACGUGAUUUAUUAGUUCAAGUGGGUUCAUAUAUUGAAAAUUUAACAUUAAUCAAUAAUACAUUUACUUCGUCGGUAGCUGGAUCGAAUUUUGUAUUCGAAGGUGGACUCUUUUUCCGAGUUCUUCAAACAUUGAAUAUUCGCGAUCAACAAGGUGUACAAUGGUCACAAUUAAAUGGAUCAUAUUUUCCUCAGUUAAUUAAACUAGAUUUAUCGUACAAUCAACUUACUAAUAAACGAAAACUUAUAUUCGAUCGUCAGUUUUAUCCGAAGCUCAGCUAUCUCAAUUUAUCGCACAAUCAACUUACAUCUAUAAAUAAUUUAAAGGGAAAUUGUUUAGCUACUCUUGAAACAUUAAUUUUAUCAUAUAAUCCACUAGAAUCAAUAGUAAACAAACUCAGCGACUAUCCAUCUCUUAUCACUCUGGAUUUAUCCGCUACAAAUAUUAAACAAUUAUUUAGUAUAACAUUACUACCAAAUUUGCAAACACUUAUCUGUCAACAAUGUCGAGAUAUUCCUACAUGGGAAUACGAAGUAUUUCUAUCGAAUUGUUCACAAUUAAAUAAAAAUCAAUUAACGAUUGAUUUAACACGAACAAAUACUAUUUCAAUAAAAUUAUUCAAUCAAUAUAUAAAAUGUAUUAAAAAUUUAAUAUUAAAUGAUCAAAAUUUAGUUGCUUCAAUUUCAACCAAUGAUCUCUUAUUUAGUACAAAUCUUGAAAGCAUUCAAGCUCGAUCUAAUAAUGAUAUUGAAUAUAUUUAUUUAAAUGUUUAUGAUCGUUUAGCACACAUUGAUUUUAGUGAUAAUAUUUAUUUAAAUCGAUUCAUGUUACGUCUUAUGUCGAACUAUACUCAUCUACAACGUUUAAUAAUAUCUCAUACAGCAUUAAAUGACUUUUCUGUUGAAUUCUUUCAUACAAACUUAAAAUUUUUACAUAUCGACGUAAUCGAUUUGAGUCAUAAUCAUUUAGAAACAAUUGAUUUUCUUAAAUAUCUUACAUUUUAUACGUUAGAUCUAAGUUUCAAUCGUUUGAAAAUCAUUGAUAUAAAUCAAAUCCAUUAUCGUAAUGGUAUGUAUGAUUUAUCUCUCAUGAGUUUAUUAAAUAUGUCAUCAAAUGAAAUGGAAUUUAUUAAAAUCAAUUGGAAUAAUGAAUCACCACAUACAAUUGAUUUAUCAGAAAAUAGACUUGAAUCAAUAGAGUUACACGGUCGAACGACUUAUAAACUUCAACUAGCUAAUAAUUCAAGAUUAUCAUUCAAAGAAGCAGCCAUUAAUAUUGAUCUGCCAGUAUUACAGUAUCUUGAUUUAACAUCGAUUAAACUUGAUUCAUUUGAAUAUCUUAUUUAUCUUCAUAAUCUAUCAGAUAUUCAUACAUUAAUUCUUAAUAAUAAUCGUCUAUUGAGCGAACAUCGUACACUUAAUUGGAAUGUAUUUUAUCCUUGGCAUCAAUAUUUAACUCAUCUUUCAUUACAAAAUAUGUCCAUUGAACGAAUCGAUGCUGGUGUUCAUCUAGAUGAUUAUUAUCAUUUAUUAAGCGUCGAUUUCUAUUUAAAUGAACAUCUCAAAUGUGAUUGUACAUUGAAAUCAUUUGUAAAUUGGUUUAAAACUCCACCGCCGCCACUAGUCGACUUUUAUGAACCAUUACAAAAAUCAUUACGUAUUGAUUGUGAUCUAGCCUUGGUUGAUUUAAAUUGCGGCGAUGAUAAUAUGGAUAGACAAAGAUCUUUUGCUGCGUCACAUUCGUCAUUUUUUAGAACAUUUUUUAUGUUAAUUGUAUUUAUAACAAUUUUAUUAAUAACAUUGAAGUUAAUCGAUCGUCGACUUAAACGAACACGUUCAAGAUUCUAUCAACAAGUCUAUACUGAUGGGAACGUCAUAACAUUAAAUGAACGGCAUGCUACUCAUAAAACGGAACCAGAAUAA